CAAUCUUCGACCAUCUGAAAUCCAGAUAAGGCAAAAGAAGUGAAAUUUUGAAGUCUCGCCCAUCUCUUAAUUAAUAGUACAAUAUUGUGCUUACCUGUUGCCCAGCUUGGAGUGUUGGUCAAGAAUCAAAAGUUGUUCCUUCGGAAUUUUGCUAGCAGAUUCCAACGGCCUUCACCAUGGCAAGCUAUGAAAUGGGUGAGAAGAGUGUCUUCCUCAAGAGUCCAUGGCCCCCUUCUCAGGGAGAAGAAGCAAUGAAAAUGAAACAAAAGCCAAGUGGAGAUUUAUAGGCAACCCUUCUUCCAACUGAAAUGUCUCAGCAUUCACAAGGAGAGAGAAGAAUUUCAAAGAACACAGGAGAUUGGUGCUUGGGAACCUCCUUUUUCUAUGAGGAUGAGGUGCAGACUGCGGGCAUUGGUGGGAAUAAGAGAAAGAGGGGUUGCGAGAAUGAUGAGAAACCUAAAGAAGUUGUUCAUGUGAGGGCAAAGAGAGGUCAAGCUACAGACAGUCACAGUUUGGCCGAAAGGCAAAGAAGGGAGAAGAUAAACGAAAAGUUGAGGUCACUACAAGAUCUUGUUCCAGGAUGUUAUAAGACAAUGGGGAUGGCAGUGAUGUUGGAUGUGAUUAUCAAUUAUGUUCGUUCACUACAGAAUCAAAUUGAGUUCCUUUCUAUGAAGCUAUCAGCGGCAAGUAUGCUGUUGGACUUCAACUCACCAGAAAUGGACACUUUAGCAAGCAUGCAGCAGCAGCAGCAGCAGGGAACAAUUAACAACAGCAUUAUAGGAGGAGAAUGGUCUUCAUGUGGAGGGAUACCGCCUCCUCCUCCUCCUCCUAAUGAUCUUAUCUAUCCAUCUGCACCAUGGCCUGGCUACCCUCUUUGAGUUGCAAGGAAUGAUCCACCUUUCAUGUUUUCA
Messenger RNA from Impatiens glandulifera, 911 nucleotides. RefSeq names its product transcription factor BEE 1-like. Gene Ontology annotation, cellular component: nucleus. The transcript is spliced from 10 exons. Lineage: Eukaryota; Viridiplantae; Streptophyta; Magnoliopsida; Ericales; Balsaminaceae. Gene Ontology annotation, biological process: regulation of DNA-templated transcription. The record is from RefSeq and is a predicted model, not a curated record. Gene Ontology annotation, molecular function: DNA-binding transcription factor activity; protein dimerization activity. Bases 309 to 878 code for a protein of 189 amino acids.